ACCCGUUUCCUAUUUUACAAAUACCGGGGUGUCUCCAGAAAAGGAAAGAAGAGCAAGAGGGGAAAAUGGCCAGUUACACUGUCCGGCCGGCUACUCCCCGGGACGUCGCCGAUAUCCUCCGCCUCAUCAAGGAACUUGCAAAAUAUGAAGAAAUGGAAAAUGAGGUGAAGUUGACUGAAAAAGAUUUGCUUGAAGAUGGCUUUGGGGAACGUCCAUUUUAUCACUGCCUUCUUGCGGAAGUGCCAGCGGAACAUGUGACUCGUGAAGGAUACAACAUUGUGGGAUAUGCUAUGUACUACUAUGCGUAUGAUGCUUGGAUUGGAAAAUCACUAUACCUUGAGGAUUUCUAUGUAAUGGAAGAAGUUAGAGGAUAUGGAAUUGGUUCAGAAAUUCUGAAGAAGAUCAGUCAGACUGCGGUGCAGGACCACUGCAGCAUAUUGCAUUUCAUUGUAGCAGAUUGGAACCACCGCUCAAUCAACUUUUACAAGAAGCUUGGUGCUGCCGAUCUGUCCAAACAAGGCGGAUGGCAUCUUUUUGAGCUUCAGAAGAAACACUUGGUUAAAAUCGCAACUGAAGAAUGAGUUUGAAGAGUAAAGUCUGGAUAUCUUCGUGUCCCUUCCCAAAGAACCUUAAUUGAAAGUUUUAUGCAGUUGUUGUAGAUUUAAGACCUCAAUUUUGAUUGUUUUUAUGCUUAAUAUCAUCCUGUAAGAUCAUCAUUUAGCAAUUCUUUUAAUUAGAAUCCAAAUUGCAGUAGCUUUUAUGCCAUUGAACCUGCACUAUUUAAUCAGUUGUAUUCAGGUGUGAAAUGAUGUGUUACGUUGUUGAUGAACCCUGUUUAUAUAAAAAAAAAAAGUAGUGGAUCAAUGCUACCUGUAGCAAUCAAAAAUGUUUCUGCCGUUAGGAAAUGGCAUACCAUAAUAUAGGCCAUGUUUUGGUGUGUAUAUAUAGCUUUACAUGGAUACAGUGUCAAUAUGGAGGAAUGUUGUCCAGUUCUGUAUAUAUAAAUAAAACUAUGGCUGUGUUUUAG
Carcharodon carcharias (great white shark) is the source of this 1027-nucleotide messenger RNA. RefSeq names its product spermidine/spermine N1-acetyltransferase 1a, duplicate 1 (gene sat1a.1). The record is from RefSeq and is a predicted model, not a curated record. Lineage: Eukaryota; Metazoa; Chordata; Chondrichthyes; Lamniformes; Lamnidae. The coding region runs from base 66 to 581 and encodes 171 amino acids. Gene Ontology annotation, molecular function: N-acetyltransferase activity. The transcript is spliced from 6 exons.